GCUCGGUGCUUCGUUUUGUUCAGCAGCGCAGGUAUUACCCCCUUUUGAAUGUUUGUUUGUUUCGCUUCCCUUUUGUCGUCGCGCAAACGACUCUUCUGCACGUCGUAAAGGGCUUAGUCGAAAGCGGCGCGUCGAUAAACGACGAUGCGCACCGAGGAGUAGUGGAUCGAAAGGAAAAAAAGAAAAAGGAGAAAAAUAAAGAGAGAGAGAACAGUGUGAAAGGCUUAACGGGGGUGGUCCACACCCCCCCGCAGCUCUUCCAAGUGCAAAAGUUGAAGAAUUGAAGACAGAAGCAUUGAAAUUGUUAAUGUGAAUGAACGUACACGAUCAUUACUGAGAGGAUAACAUUGGUGAAGCAUCUACGAAGCAGUAACCAUGGAGGACGGCCAUUGUAAAACUGUGGAAGAAGUGAUAAAUUACUUCAGCGUCGAUUCUGAUCAGGGACUAAGUCCCGAUCAAGUCAAAAGGAAUCAGGAGAAGUAUGGUCUCAACGAAUUGCCAGCUGAGGAGGGAAAAUCCAUCUGGCAACUCGUCCUGGAACAGUUCGAUGACCUUCUAGUUAAGAUUCUUCUAUUAGCUGCUAUUAUUUCUUUUGUAUUAGCCUUAUUUGAAGAGCACGAGGAUGCGUUCACGGCCUUCGUCGAACCCUUUGUCAUCCUGCUUAUCCUUAUCGCCAAUGCCGUCGUCGGUGUCUGGCAAGAACGAAAUGCCGAGUCUGCGAUCGAGGCGCUCAAGGAAUACGAACCCGAGAUGGGUAAAGUUGUACGAGGGGACAAAUCUGGCGUUCAGAGGAUUCGGGCCAAAGAGAUCGUGCCCGGCGAUAUUGUAGAGGUGUCAGUCGGUGACAAAAUCCCAGCAGAUAUCCGUCUGUCCAAAAUCUUCUCGACUACUCUCAGGAUCGAUCAGUCCAUUCUAACUGGGGAAUCGGUGUCCGUGAUCAAGCACACCGACCCUGUGCCCGACCCACGCGCUGUCAAUCAGGAUAAGAAGAACAUCUUGUUCUCUGGUACCAAUGUCGCCGCUGGAAAGGCUCGUGGUAUCGUUAUUGGAACCGGCUUAAACACGGCCAUCGGUAAGAUCCGUACGGAAAUGUCGGAGACCGAGGAAAUCAAGACACCAUUGCAGCAGAAAUUGGACGAGUUCGGCGAACAAUUGUCGAAAGUUAUCUCCGUAAUUUGUGUUGCUGUAUGGGCCAUCAAUAUUGGCCACUUUAACGAUCCGGCUCACGGUGGUUCCUGGAUUAAGGGUGCCAUUUACUAUUUCAAAAUUGCUGUCGCUCUCGCCGUAGCUGCUAUUCCUGAAGGCUUGCCCGCUGUAAUCACAACUUGCUUGGCUCUGGGCACCAGGCGUAUGGCCAAAAAGAACGCCAUUGUACGAUCUUUGCCGUCCGUAGAGACUCUAGGUUGUACGUCCGUCAUUUGCUCCGAUAAAACUGGCACUCUGACGACUAACCAGAUGUCCGUUAGCCGAAUGUUCAUCUUUGACAAGAUUGAGGGUAUUGAUAGCAGCUUCCAUGAAUUCGAAAUCACCGGCUCGACUUAUGAACCCAUCGGUGAAAUUUUCUUGAGAGGUCAGAAAAUUAAAGGACAAGAUUAUGAAACAUUGCACGAGCUCAGUACAAUUUGCAUUAUGUGCAACGAUUCUGCUAUCGAUUUUAACGAGUUCAAACAGGCAUUCGAGAAGGUCGGUGAGGCUACAGAGACUGCUUUGAUCGUUCUCGCUGAGAAAAUCAAUCCGUUUGGUGUCCCGAAAAGCGGUUUAGAUCGCCGAGCUGGCGCUAUUGUCGUCAGGCAGGAUAUGGAAACAAAGUGGAAGAAGGAAUUCACGCUAGAGUUCUCUCGUGAUCGCAAGUCCAUGUCAUCGUACUGCGUGCCUCUGAAAUCAUCGAAAUUAGGAACUGGACCGAAAUUAUUUGUCAAGGGUGCGCCAGAAGGUGUAUUGGACAGGUGCACACAUUGCCGCGUCGGUGGUCAAAAGGUUCCUCUGACUUCGACCCUGAAAAAUCGCAUUCUGGAUUUGACCCGCCAAUACGGAACUGGUAGGGAUACCUUGCGCUGCCUUGCUCUUGCUACCGCUGAUCAUCCGAUGAAGCCUGACGAUAUGGAUCUGGGCGACUCCACUAAAUUCUACACAUACGAAAAGGAUCUCACAUUUAUAGGUGUAGUGGGUAUGCUCGAUCCACCUCGCAAAGAAGUAUUUGAUUCGAUUGCUAGGUGCCGUGCCGCUGGCAUUCGCGUAAUCGUUAUCACCGGCGAUAAUAAGGCCACUGCCGAAGCCAUUUGCCGACGUAUUGGAGUCUUCGGUGAGGAGGAAGACACUACCGGCAAGUCGUAUUCCGGACGUGAAUUUGAUGAUCUGCCGACAUCGGAACAGAAAGCGGCUUGCGCCAGAGCUCGCCUCUUCUCUCGUGUAGAACCGGCCCAUAAGUCAAAGAUCGUGGAAUUCUUACAAAGCAUGAAUGAAAUUUCUGCUAUGACUGGUGACGGUGUGAAUGAUGCUCCCGCUUUGAAGAAGGCUGAGAUCGGUAUCGCUAUGGGUUCUGGUACUGCAGUCGCGAAAUCGGCUUCGGAGAUGGUGUUGGCAGACGACAAUUUCUCUUCCAUCGUAGCUGCUGUAGAGGAAGGUCGUGCCAUCUAUAAUAACAUGAAACAAUUUAUCCGUUACCUCAUUUCUUCCAACAUUGGCGAAGUUGUCAGUAUAUUCUUGACCGCCGCCCUUGGUCUUCCCGAAGCACUAAUUCCGGUUCAACUUCUGUGGGUUAACUUAGUCACUGAUGGUCUUCCAGCUACUGCUCUCGGUUUCAAUCCACCUGAUUUGGACAUUAUGAGCAAGCCUCCUCGCAAGGCUGACGAAUCCUUGAUUUCUGGAUGGUUGUUUUUCCGUUACUUGGCUAUUGGUGGAUAUGUAGGCGCUGCCACCGUCGGUUCAGCUGCUUGGUGGUUCAUGUACAGUCCAAAUGGUCCUCAAAUGAACUACUAUCAAGUUACUCACCACUUGGCAUGUGUUGGCGGUGGAAGCGAAUUUAAAGGUAUUAAUUGCAAGAUCUUUGCUGAUCCUCAUCCCAUGACUAUGGCUCUCUCUGUAUUAGUCACCAUUGAAAUGUUAAAUGCCAUGAACAGCUUGUCUGAGAAUCAGUCGCUCAUCACCAUGCCGCCUUGGUCCAACAUGUGGCUCAUUGCAUCCAUGGCUCUUUCUUUCACACUCCAUUUCGUCAUCUUGUACGUCGAUGUUCUUUCGUCCGUAUUCCAAGUGACCCCACUAACGGGUGAAGAAUGGGUUACCGUUAUGAAGUUCUCCAUUCCAGUGGUACUUCUCGACGAAACCUUGAAGUUCAUUGCCAGAAAGAUCACAGACGUAAAUGAAGUUGUCGUCGACAAGUGGGCCCAGUAAAUGAGUGGGUUGUCGACAGGCGUGAUCCCACACUCCGUCGUCGCCGCCACCGAGCGCGCGAGGCAAGCUCAACCCGAAAAUUAAAAAAAACCCAAACGAAAGAAAAUUAAAAGAUGCAAAGACGAACGAACAAAAGCGUGAAAUAACACGCUUGUGUUUCGUAGAGCGCUGAAAUAACAACAGAAACGGCAGCAGCAGCAGCAGCAGCAACGCACUCGAUAACCACUUAGCUACCUGCCAACCUGCAGUUCGGGGAUCCUCCUCCGUGUCCGGGACUUCCCCGAUCGCUGAGUAGAUGCGCUAUACCGUCUCGCCGCCGCUGCUUUUAUUCUUUUUCAUCUUCUCUUCUCCCUCUCCGCAAGAUCGCUGCGCACGAGAGGUCGUUCGAGUCGAGGUCGUCGUCCCGAGGCCGACGAAAGCGAAGCGAACGAACGGCUUUAAGGAAACUCUUCGUCUUCGGUGUCUGCAGCCGCAUAUUAACGUUCUUAACUCAACGACUGUGCCUUUUUAAAGCCGAUUGCACCAAAGUCGGUCAGCGCUAAUUUCGAUCGAACCACACUUUUUCCCUUCUUCUGUCCGUGCAAGAUGUCAUUUGCAUUCGCACUCGUAAAAUAUAAGACUUAUCGGUUUUUCAUUAC
This is a messenger RNA of Cyphomyrmex costatus, 4028 nucleotides long. RefSeq names its product ATPase sarcoplasmic/endoplasmic reticulum Ca2+ transporting SERCA (gene SERCA). The coding region runs from base 376 to 3390 and encodes 1004 amino acids. Gene Ontology annotation, molecular function: P-type calcium transporter activity; ATP binding; ATP hydrolysis activity. The record is from RefSeq and is a predicted model, not a curated record. Gene Ontology annotation, cellular component: membrane. Gene Ontology annotation, biological process: calcium ion transport. Lineage: Eukaryota; Metazoa; Arthropoda; Insecta; Hymenoptera; Formicidae. The transcript is spliced from 14 exons.